This is a messenger RNA of Phytomonas sp. EM1, 924 nucleotides long. Lineage: Eukaryota; Euglenozoa; Kinetoplastea; Trypanosomatida; Trypanosomatidae. The record is from the annotation of a GenBank genome assembly.
AUGUCCUUUCUUCGUUGCGGCGCCCCCGCUGUUGCUCUUCAGCGGCGGCUUUACCUGAAGCGCACCUCCUGGUUGCCUUCCUCCCUUCUUUCCGUUCGCCAACCCGAUUCCUCCGCGAGCCCCACGACCGAUGCCGAGGGCGGUGGGCUGCUCUCGAGUGAGGCCUUCGCCCGGCUCGCCCCGAUUCUGCUCCUGCAAAAAGCCCUCCGUCAGCACACGUUACUCGCGGAGACCCCUCUUAAGGAGGGCGCCCCCCCUUCCCCCUUCCUCCUCACACGCGCGCAGUUCGAUCGCCUUUGCCGGCUUUCCCACGUGGCGGAUUCCGAGGCCGCCCUGCAGGCCCUUCACGACGCCGCCCUCGUCGUUUCCUUGGACGCGGGCCGUCUGGUGCAUCUCCGCCCCGUCCGCUACGUCGAGGCGGUCGAGCUCGCGGAGACGCUGCUCGAGGAGAGCGAAAUGCCCCACGAGAAGGACCCCGCGCUUCCUGUGUGUUUUCUUCUGACGGAAACGGAACGUCGGGUGGCGGGGUUGAUCGAAAAAGAGGCGGCGAUGCGUCGUCAACUCGAGCCCGCCAUCGCCCGGGCGGCGCGGUGGCGACGGCUGAUUUGGAGCGCCGCGUUGCUCUUCGCGGGAGGGCAGCUCGCGGCGGUGGCGAGGCUGACGUACGUGGAGUUUGACUGGGAUGUGAUGGAGCCCGUUUCGUAUUGCCUGUCGAUCGGAACCGCGCUGAUUUUUCUUCUUUAUUUUGUCUGGUAUGGCGAGCUGCACAGCUACGCGGGGUUUGAUCGGCGGCACCUCCCGAAGAAGGUUCGACAGUACGCCCGUAAAGACUUUGAUUGGGAGGGGUAUGAAAAGGUCUGCGCGCAGCUGGUGGAUGAGCGGAAGGUGCUUGAACAACUCCGCGAGUGGGCUAGAACGCAUUGA